AUGUGCAUGAUUGGUUUAGAUAAGGAAAAAGCAUCUGUGUUUUUCAAGACAAGCACGUCUUCAGCAGCUUUGAUGACUAAGAAUUCUGGAAUCAGGAAGAUCCUUCCAAAAUAUGACAUAUGUGACUUUGAAUUUGAUCCAUGUGGGUAUUCGAUGAAUGGAAUUGAAGGAAAUACAGUAUCAACUAUCCAUGUCACACCUGAAUAUGGAUUUAGUUAUGCAAGCUUUGAAGCUGUGGGUUAUGAGUAUGAAGAGAGAUCUCUGAAUGAAGUUGUUGAAAGGGUUAUAGCAUGUUUCUACCCAUCUGAGUUUUCUAUUGCUCUGCACAUUGAUAUGACUGGUGAAAAUCUUGACAAAUUUCCUCUAGAAGUUAAAGGAUACAACUGUGGAGAGAGGAGCAAUGAAGUUGUUGGACAAGGUGGUGCUGUUGUUUACCGUUCCUUUGUUCGAAAUGAUGGAUGUGCAUCUCCAAAGUCUACCCUUAAAUGCUGCUGGAGCAAGGAUGAGAGCAAGGAUGAAGAAGUGAAGGAGAUAUAG
Molecule: messenger RNA, 537 nt
Organism: Lathyrus sativus (Indian pea)
Lineage: Eukaryota; Viridiplantae; Streptophyta; Magnoliopsida; Fabales; Fabaceae
Source: the annotation of a GenBank genome assembly